UCUUCCUCACCCAGAGUGGGAAGAGUAGUGUCGGUGGCAGUAAAGACGACUCAGCACAAGAGUGAGGACUAAAUCUCUCUCUCUCUCUCUCUCUCUCUCUCCAUUUACAUAUAUAUAAUCUCAACUACCAUUAUAGUUUUCCUCUGUCUCUCUCUCUCUCUUCCUUGAUUUUGCUUGAAGAGGGAGAAGGCUCAUUAUUGGAGAGAGAGAGAGAUUUGUGAGUGUUGGCUGUAGAGAGGGAGGGAGAGAGUGCGGAGGUUUUCUAAGGUCGGAUCGAAGGAAAUGGCGGUGGAUCCAAGGCAGGUGCUGGCCGGUUUCUUGACCAUCACAAUGUUCGUAAUGCUAGGAAACAUGAUCAAGCGCGACCAUUUCGAUUCGCCUUCAGAUGCAAAUCAUUCUGGAACGCCAAGUGAUAAUUAUGAUAAUCUCAAGAUCACAGAACAUGCUACUGUUUCCCUUCCAGGAGGGAAUGGACCUUGGAAGGAGGACGGAUUACGGCUAAAACCUUGCUGGGCAAAACCAGCUUCUGAAGAGGCACAACGAUCUGAAGGUUUUGUCACCUUCUCCUUAACCAAUGGCCCCGAAUAUCAUGUCUCACAGAUAGCUGAUGCGGUUGUGGUGGCAAGAUACCUACGAGCGACUCUUGUACUGCCAGACAUAAGGGGAAACAAACCAGGUGACAAGAGGAACUUUGGAGAUAUUUAUGAUAUUCAGAAAUUUGUGAAAAGCCUAGACGGUGUGGUAAAAGUUUCAAAACAUCAGCCUGCUGAAACAUCAACCCGGAACCUAGCAGUUGUUAGGGUCCCUAAUCGAGUCACUAAAGACCAUAUAGCUGAACAAAUUGAACCAAUUUUUAGAACAAAGGGAAACAACAUAAGGCUGGCAACAUACUUCCCCUCUGUGAACAUGAAAAAAACUGAGGAAAAAAGUAAGUCUGAUUCUGUGGCAUGCUUGGCGAUGUUUGGAACUCUAGAGCUACAACCAGAGGUUCGUGAAGUGGUUGACUCAAUAAUUGAGCGGCUGAGAACUCUUAGUCGGAAAUCAAAUGGUCAGUUCAUAGCGGUGGACUUGAGAGUUGAGAUGUUGGAGAAAAAGGGUUGCCAAGGAAGUGCAGUGAAAAGCUGUUAUGGUCCAGAGGAGAUUGCACUUUUUCUGAGGAAGACUGGUUUUGACAAGGAGACAACUAUAUAUUUGACCCAAUCCAGGUGGGAUAGCAGUCUUGAUGCUCUGAAGGAUUUCUUCCCAAAAACUUAUACAAAGGAAACCAUUAUGCCAGUGGAUAAGAAGGAAAAGUAUCUCAACUCGGAAACUUCUGAACUUGAAAAGGCUAUUGACUUCUACAUCUGCACUGAGAGUGAUGUGUUCGUACCAGCUAUCUCGGGGCUGUUCUACGCCAACGUAGCCGGUAAGAGAAUUGCUUCUGGCAAGACACAGAUCCUUGUUCCUGCAAAUGUGGCUGCCUCUGCUUCUGCAACUGAUUUCAUAUCUCCGUACGUCUCCAAGAAGAACCACUUGGCUUAUUCUUGUUUCUGCUAGCUCAUCGUGUAAAAAGGCCGCCUCAAAUAGAGCAAUUUAAGGGGGAUGUAUCGAUGCCCGUAUUUCAAUGUCUUUUGC
Molecule: messenger RNA, 1614 nt
Organism: Diospyros lotus (date-plum)
Lineage: Eukaryota; Viridiplantae; Streptophyta; Magnoliopsida; Ericales; Ebenaceae
Product: protein MANNAN SYNTHESIS-RELATED 1-like
Exons: 6
Coding region: 283-1536 (417 amino acids)
Source: RefSeq, a predicted model, not a curated record